ACAAUGCAGCACUCGAGGUCCAUGACUCGAGACGCAGGGCGUCCUUGGCUCUGGGUCUGCUGCAGAGGUCCAAGGCCCUAGGCCUAUUGCAGAGUAUACAGGGACACUAUUGCAGAGGUCGGUCGAGCGCCAUCACGUGUUCGGUUAUCACCUGUGUUGCCUGCUGCAUGACGGAAAAGAUGGAAUAAGGAACGAAGUUUUCGAUUUAAUAAGGUUGCUGAGAAAUUAAUCUCUCAAUCGACUGUGGGAAAAGAGUAGAACUGAUGUUAUCAGCUUUCAUCCAGUCAUCGUUCCAAUGAUUUUUUUAUCUGUUGGAAGCAGAAGUUUGGCCAGAUACACCCUCCAUCACUAUCCUGUUAUACCAAAUAUCAUCUAUACAACAGCCAAACAGAAAUCUGGAGAGGUUUUCCAACCCAUAAAGCUAUUCCAUAGUCCUAGAGUAAGGCUAUGCCCUGUAAUCAGCAUGUCUGGAGAGGGAGAUAAAGAAGAGCCUGCGAUUGUAGAGGAAGGGAAAGCUCGGAUUGUUUUCCCGAACCCUAACGAGGUGUUUUACAAUCCCGCACAAGUCAUCAAUCGGGAUCUGAGUCUUGCUGUCACUGGAUUGUUUGUAGAGGAUUUCUUGCAGGGAAAAGGGCUGAAAGUUUCCUAUGACUAUCAAGAUGAAAUCAAAGAAACUGAUGACAGCCAAGAAAACACUGUAUUGGAGAGUACUGUUUGUUAUCCUGGUAAAAAAUGUGAGGAAGGGAUCACAUUCUUAGAAGCUCUAUCAGCUUCUGGUCUAAGGUCUGUCAGAAUCGCUAAAGAAGUUCCUGGGAUCAAGAGAGUGGUAGCCAAUGAUUUCUCAGAAGAUGCUGUCAGGGAUAUAGAAAGGAAUAUUCAGUUCAACAAUGUUGAAGAUCUGGUAGAAGCCAGUCACUCAGAUGCAUCGAUUCUCAUGUACAAACAUCGGUUCAAGGAUUCCUUCAACGUGGUUGACCUUGAUCCAUAUGGCAGUGCUGCUCAGUUCUUAGAUUCCGGUGUCCAAGCUGUACGUAAUGGUGGUCUACUGUGUGUUACCUGUACUGAUAUGGCUGUGCUGUGUGGUAAUCAUGGCCAUGCGUGCUUCGCCAAGUAUGGAGCUAUGGCUUUGAAGACUAAAUACUGCAAUGAGAUGGCCCUGAGAAUCCUUCUACAGUGCAUUGAAACACAAGCCAAUCGCUACAAUCGUUACAUUGUUCCAGUUCUUUCAGUCGCUGUGGAUUUUUAUGUGAGAGUCUUUGUUAGGGUUCAUAUCAGCCAAUCUAAAGUCAAGUACUCACCAAGCAAGAAAGCCCUGGUUUAUCAUUGUAGUGGAUGUGGUACCUUCAACCUUCAGAGAUUAGGCAAAGUCACCUACAAAAACAAGAACCCUAAUCCAUUCUUCCAGCCAGCUACUGGUCCACCUGUAGAUAGAGCAUGUGAACAUUGCGGUUCCAUAUUUCAUGUAGGCGGACCAAUAUGGGUUGACCCCAUACACAAUGUAGACUUUGUGAAGCGUCUCAUAACACAUAUCGACACGCAUCCUCAUAGAUUCAAAUACAAAGACAGAAUGAAAGGCAUGAUGACUGUAGUCAGUGAGGAACUGUCAGACUGCCCUCUAUAUUACAUAACAAGCCAUCUUUGUAAUGUACUGCACUGCGAAUGUCCUUCUCAAGAGAAGAUUAGAUCAGCCAUCUUGAAUGCCGGGUAUCGAGUCUCUAUCUCGCAUGCAUCAGCCGAGGCUCUGAAGACAGACGCGCCGGCAUCUGUUCUUUGGGAUAUAUUCAGAGCAUGGGUCAAAGAUCACCCUGUGAGUGAGAAGCGCCUUGCAGCCAGCAGUCCAGCUUCAUCCAUCCUCAGCAAAGAACCAAGCAUCACAGUGAACUUUGACCCUCAUCCGGAUGCUAUCCCCAAGUCAAGGCAGCUGGUUAGGUUUCCAGAGAACCCGCAGGCCAACUGGGGACCAAAGGCUAGAGCUAAGAUGAUGGCAGGAGAUGAAACGUUAGAGGAGAAGAGAAAAAGACUUCAAGGAAAACGAUCGAAAAGGAAACGAGACGAGUCUUCAGAUGAUGGGGAGAAACAGUCAAAGAUGGCUACUCCAGAACAAGGGGAUUGUAACCAGCCAGAAAUGAGAUGACAUCUGUUGAUGUACUUCAUUGGCUUUUAACAUUCAGAGUACUUUCCACCAAGAAUAUCUAAACAGAUUCUCACCAUUACGUCUUAACCAAACAUUGUACAAGAGACAUAGGGUCGAAAAUGCUGUUUACGCUGAGAGGAUAGCAAGACUCACUACCUUGUUCAGAGGGGGCGAUCUUUCCAUUCCAGGACUCCAGGGGGUGUUUCACAAAGAUUUAAGUAUAAGUCGAACUUGAAUGUCUAGUUCCGCACUGUAUAAAAGGCAUGACAGUAUUGGUCAGAUCAUGCCAAGAGGACACGUACUACUGCGUAUUGAUCAAUAAGAUUGCGCGUUACAUAUCGGAUACACGUCGGCAUUUAAGGACGUUCCACAGUUAAAGUGAAAUCCAUGUCAUUUUCACCAAACUUUGCACAUAGAUACUUUAGAACCUUAAUAUUCGAAAUAUGCAAAAAGAAACAUAGGUCCAUGUGCUUGAUUUUUUGCUAUAGAGCUUCAAAGUUCACCCAAAUUGAUGUUCUUAAGAAUUGCGCAUUCAAAAGAAUUUGGCAUUUUUAGACCGCCCAAGAUUACUACAAUGAGUUUAAACCUCCAUUACUCAGUCAAAAUACAUGAAAAAGUCAUCAAAUUUCGCAAGAGAGUUAAUAAUUGUAUCGUUAGAAUGGAGAAUCUAUUAAUAGUGCUAUUUGUUUGCAAUUUUAAGUUUAACAGCACUGUCAGUUAUUAAAAAUGGCGUAAAAGAUAACAAAAUCCCAAUCUAAAAAAUGUAAAAUUUCAGUAACAAACUACAAACGUACAAUAAAUGCUGCACUUUAUUCAAAAUCCAUGUCAUUUUCACCAAAUUUUGCAGAGUUGUAGAGGAAGGUAUACCUAAGAGGUACAAACAUUAAAAAAUAGGGGUUCAUGUGCUUGUUUUUAAACUAUCAGCAUUUUUAUUAGAGCAAAUGUGCUUUUUAAAACACCAAAAAUGGGCCGAAUGCUUAGUAUCUAUGUGAAGAAAAAAUCAAAACCACUCUACCAUUUAUUCAAACUCAGGGUAAUAUUCGUAAUUCUUGGCAGCACUGCAGAGUAAAGUAUUUUGAAAUUGUAGAUAAUAUUUUUUUGAAUGGUCCAUGGAAUAAUUCAAUUUUUUAGCUUCAUGAAAUAACGAAUCGGAUCUGCAGUUAAAGUGCAGAAGAUGAGAAAAAUCAGCACAUACCCGCAGCUAAUUAAUCACCUGUUCAUCCAUUGUGACGUCAGUGCGCAGAUCAUAAUGCGCACAAACAUAACUGUGGAACGUCCUUAAGUGCGACAUCUUUGUGAAAUACCCCCAGGAACUAUAGCGCGAUUAUAAAGAUGCAUCUCAUGAUUUUUUUUAGUGUACACCCGGGUCCUGUCAGACAAAGUGUUGCAUUUAACUUCGAAUUGCAAUUGAUUUUAAAUCCUUAUCUCUUAAGUACACAAUCUCAGAUAGAUCAUUACCCGAGUUUGAUUUGAAUCUAUUGUAAGCCUUCUUUAGACAGGCCCUUAGUCUGUAUAGUCGCCUUCAUCUUUGCAAUAAACAAUGAAGAAGAGACUUUUCAUUGUGUUGAACAGGAUAACCUGAAAUUCAAUUAAAAAAUCAAUACACGUCAGCCAGGGGGCAGCAUGUAUCCAGGAAGUGUACCGUAUUGUUGUGUUGAAUAAGUACUUUAAAUAAAAAGGAAUUCUCUGUUCAUUGCUGAGGCUAGAUUCAAAAUCACUCCUUAUUAUAUUACUGUUUGUUUUUUUAAAUUCAAGAUCUUAAAUAAAUAUGUAACGCUUCUAACACAUUAAUGUUAUCUUUCUCGUCAGAGAUGUAACUAUUAUGAGAUGUGUAAAAAAAAUGUAGAAAUCGGCAAGGGGCCUUGAGUCAUGAUGCAUUUUGUAAUAAAAAACACUUGCUUUAAUUUGUGAGUUCACAAACAAAUGGCAGAUGCUAAUUUUUUCUUUCAUACUAGUAAUCAUGCAAAAAGUAAUUGCAGGAGUGUUACCCCUUUCUAGUUACAUUUUAAUUUAUGUAAGGGUUAGGUCAUAGUCCGUGUUUGACUUUAGUAAACAUGAAUUUUCAUGGUUGAAAAGUUUAUUAUUAUAUUAUACUACCAAUGAUAGUGUGUGGAGUAUUGAAGCAAUUGCAAAGCCAGGGAGGGGGGGGGGGGGCAUUUUGACAUAAUACAUGGACUUGAAUUUUAAAGGACAAGACCACUUUAACAAAAAGUUGAUUUGAAUAAAAAGAGAAAAAUCCAACAAGCAUACAACUAAAAAUUUCAUCAAAAUCGGAUGUAAAAUAAGAAAGUUAUGACAUUUUUAAUUCUCACUUAAUUUCACAAAAUAGUUAAAUGCACAUCCCGGUCGGUAUGCAAAUGAGGGGAUUAAUGAAGUCACCCACUUGCUUUUUAUUUUGUAUUUUAUUAUAGGAAAAAUUCUAAUUUUCACAUUGUCUUGUGAACAAAGUUUUAUUCCUCCCUGAAGAUGUGGAAUUACCAUUGUUUUAAAAUUUUAUGGUUCAGUCAAUUGUGCAUGUUUUGUGAAAAAUAAGCGUAACUUAAAAAUGUCAUAACUUAUCUUACAUCCGAUUCCGAUUACAUUUUCAGCGUUUAUUAUGCUAGUUUAAAUUUUUUUAUUUAUUCAUAUCUACAUUUUUUCUGGGCAUUUACUGUGUGUAUUCAUCAAACGUUAAAUUAUGAUUUUGACAAAGAAGCAACAAAUGAUGAAAAAAAUUCAUCCAAUGGUCACUACACUCUUGAAUAGAUUGUAUCAGAUUUAAUAUAAUUCACAUUGGACCUUUACAAAUGUUUAGAUAGGCUUAAGUUGAAUUUUAUGUGUAUCAAACUCAUUAUUACACUUUUUUCCUUUGAUUUUUUUUAAAAGAAAACUAUUUGGUUUGAUAUGAA
Lytechinus pictus (painted urchin) is the source of this 5022-nucleotide messenger RNA. RefSeq names its product tRNA (guanine(26)-N(2))-dimethyltransferase-like. The record is from RefSeq and is a predicted model, not a curated record. The coding region runs from base 296 to 2134 and encodes 612 amino acids. Gene Ontology annotation, cellular component: nucleus. The transcript is spliced from 15 exons. Lineage: Eukaryota; Metazoa; Echinodermata; Echinoidea; Temnopleuroida; Toxopneustidae. Gene Ontology annotation, biological process: tRNA N2-guanine methylation. Gene Ontology annotation, molecular function: tRNA (guanine(10)-N2)-methyltransferase activity; RNA binding.